Molecule: messenger RNA, 2928 nt
Organism: Cololabis saira (Pacific saury)
Lineage: Eukaryota; Metazoa; Chordata; Actinopteri; Beloniformes; Belonidae
Gene: lhx5
Product: LIM homeobox 5
Exons: 5
Coding region: 413-1603 (396 amino acids)
Biological process (GO): neuron differentiation; regulation of transcription by RNA polymerase II
Cellular component (GO): nucleus
Molecular function (GO): DNA-binding transcription factor activity, RNA polymerase II-specific; RNA polymerase II transcription regulatory region sequence-specific DNA binding
Source: RefSeq, a predicted model, not a curated record
GUGAGUCCGAAGAAAAACAUCAACUUGGAGCACCCCAAAAAUAAAACAAAGCAGGAGUCGAGGGAAGAAUUUCUGAAAUAAACCCGUCCGAAAUGCGAUGUUCUGAGGUUGUGUUUGAGAGAAAACAUGGCUCGGUUGUUGUCCAUUACGCGCUCCAUCAGCUGGCGCGGCUGAGACCUCUCCUCCUCUCCUCUGUGGAUUGUGGAUUGUGACAGGUAUCUAAACAAGGACCGGGACUGGAACAGCUAUACCGGGGAUUUGUCCUUCAGGUUUCCCAGAUUUUUUUGCCUCCAGGGCAGCAACCCCCCCUCCAAGAGCCAAGACGUUGCUCCGCGUGGAGCCGGCUCGCCCUAGUCCGAGCAGCGCGGUCGGUGCGGAGAGGUGGGCGCUCGGCGUCCUACAGGCCGGAAACAUGAUGGUCCUUUGCGCCGGCUGCGACCGGCCCAUCCUGGACAGGUUUCUCCUCAACGUGUUGGACCGAGCCUGGCACGCCAAGUGCGUCCAGUGCUGUGACUGCAACUGCAACCUCACCGAGAAGUGCUUCUCCCGGGACGGAAAACUCUACUGCAAAAUUGACUUUUUCAGACGGUUUGGCACAAAAUGCGCGGGCUGUCUGCAGGGCAUCUCUCCGAACGACCUGGUCCGCAAAGCCCGCAGCAAAGUGUUUCACCUGAACUGCUUCACUUGCAUGGUGUGUAACAAGCAGCUGUCCACGGGAGAGGAGCUGUACGUGAUAGACGAGAACAAGUUCGUGUGCAAAGAAGAUUAUUUGAGCUCCGGGGCCAUCAAGGAGGUCAACCUGAACUCAGUGUCGUCGUGUACAGACAGGAGUUUAUCUCCGGAUCUGCAGGACCCGAUCCAGGACGACAUAAAGGAGACGGACAAUUCAGCGUCCUCUGAUAAGGAAACGAACAAUAUUGAGAACGAGGAGCAGAACUCGGGGACAAAAAGGCGGGGGCCCCGGACCACCAUCAAGGCCAAGCAGCUGGAAACGUUAAAGGCGGCGUUUGUAGCCACGCCGAAGCCCACGCGGCACAUCCGCGAGCAGCUGGCGCAGGAAACCGGACUGAAUAUGCGCGUCAUCCAGGUUUGGUUCCAGAACAGAAGAUCCAAAGAGCGGCGGAUGAAGCAGCUGAGCGCUCUGGGGGCCCGCCGCCACGCCUUCUUCAGGGGCCCGAGGAGGAUGAGGCCUCUGGGAGGCCGGCUGGAGGAUCCGGACAUUUUAGGGCCCGGGGCUUACGGAUACUACGGAGAAUACCAAGGUGACUACUACGGACCAGGGAUCAACUACGACUUCUUCCCUCAUGGUCCCCCGUCCUCGCAGGCUCAGUCUCCGGCAGAGUCCCCCUACAUUCUGGGCUCCGGACCCGGAGCCAUGGAGGGAUCGGGCCACCACCCGUCAGACGACCAAAGGUUCACGGACAUGAUCUCUCACGCGGAGACCCCGAGUCCCGAUCCGGGCUUACCGAGCUCUCUGCAGCCCGUCCCCGGGGAGGCGUACGGGGGCGGACCCAGUCCCCCUUUCUCCUUGGCCAGUAACUCCAGCUACAGCGCUCCCAUGUCCCACCAGGGCCAGGAGAUGGGAGAAACUACCACCUGGUAAAAGGAGCCAAGCACAGAGACGUUUCCUGGGCUGAAUGCCAGCCCAGUCAAUUCAGGAGAUGAAUGCACACAAACAAAAAUAAAUAAAUGGAAAAAAAAAGAAAGACAGAGAAAAAGAAAGAAACAUUGUGAAAAAGGGAAAAGUAAAACUGAAAUUUCUACAGAUAACUUUUUAAAAUCAUGGACUGGUUUCACAGUUGAAGGAAACAGAUUCAUGGGAUUGUUUGGGAGGUGAUGUAACAUUGCUGCCCAGUAGACACUCAAAAGCAUAUCCCUACCUGGGUCACUGGACUUGAAAUAUAAAUAAAAAUGGUUCUUGCCUUCUCCUUGAUCUCAACAGAGGUGUCUUCUAAUGUCCUAUUCGCACCAAACCCCAAAGGGGACCUGUCUAGUUUUCUUAAUCUCUCAUCCCAAUUUUUCCUUCAGGUUUCAAUCCGUUGUUUAAUAUUGCUGAGCUGCCCCCCCCCAACAAAGGUUCUGCACACACACACUGAUGUUCCAACACGUCCGCUGAGGUCCACGCCGUAAGCGAGAUGGAAGGCUGCCGUCUUUCCCAGCAGACACUUCUCAGCUCUCAGUCCUUAAUGCACAAAAAGUGUUCUUGAUCAUAGCUUGAAAGAAGGAUGUCUAUACCAUUAUUCAAAACACGAACACAAUUAUACACACACACGCCUCACACCCAUCCAGGCGGCCCUGAUAGUUCUGCUCCGCUCGCUGCUCCACCUGACCUUCCUUUUGUUACUGUCCCUUUUAAAAAAAACAUGUUUUAAUGGAAAUGAUUUUCAAAAGAACAUUGAACCCAUAAUGGAGAAUGUCCUUCAACAGCUGAGGUCUCCUUCCUCCAAAGGCAGAAAACAAAAGAGGGGGCAGACAACAUCUGUGACACUACCACCGCCUGCUCCGAGGCACUCGUCGCCAUCUAGUGGCCGUGUUCAGGAAAACAGAGACUUCAAACAGCUGAGAGCUACAGUCCAGCCUGUGUGCACAUGAGCCUAUUUUUAUUUUAUUUUAUCAUUUUAUUGCAUUUUUGUUUAACUGCUUCUUCAGUUCCAGCUCAAACCCUUUGAAUUUAACACCGUUUCUCUUUUUGUAUCAUCGUGUCAUAUUCAAAACAUAUCAAACACCUGGGGACCCUUUCCACAACUUGAAGUGUUGUUUUGAAAUAUUUUGCAUUUCCUUUGGACGUUGCAUAAGAACUAGAAAGAAUGUAUGUUACCUCUAAUGUACCCGGAUAUUCUUGGAUACAGACAUGUGAGAGCAUGCAGAUGUGUCGAUGCGUGCGUGUGAAUGCUUGCCGAGGUGUGUGUGUGGGUGUGUGUGUGUGUG